This is a messenger RNA of Scedosporium apiospermum, 291 nucleotides long. RefSeq lists its product as uncharacterized. Bases 1 to 291 code for a protein of 96 amino acids. The transcript has 2 exons. The record is from RefSeq and is a predicted model, not a curated record. NCBI's taxonomy places the organism in Eukaryota, Fungi, Ascomycota, Sordariomycetes, Microascales, Microascaceae.
AUGAAGUUCAUCCCCGCCGUCAUCAUCGCCUUAGCCGCCGUCGCUGCCGCCGCUCCCGACGACGCCAGGCCUCCGACGGCCUCUCCGACGGCCUCUCCGACGCCCUCUCCGGCGGCCUGCACGCCUGGCACUUAUGCUUGCACUGCAGAUGCCAGAGGCUGGCAAGUCUGCGAUGUCUCGGGCCAGUUCGUGGUUGCUGGUACUUGCCCUCCCGGCACUUCGUGUGUGUUCUUCCGGCCAAGCUUGAGCCCCUACUGUGUUCCCCCUGGCUUCAGGUUCCCUGGCCAGUGA